AUGGCUGUUGCUGUCAGUUGGUGUUUUCUUGUCUUGUUUCCUUGUUUGCAAGCCUUGAAUGUUUUCUCUCCUCCCAACGGUCAGAAACUCGAAAAGAUUGUCACUCACCCUCAAUCGGGAACCAUCUACGUAUCAGCGGUGAAUGCUGUUUAUCAAUUGACAAAAGACUUGAAAGCAGUACAGGAAUACAUCACGGGACCUAAACCGUCGGGUGAUUGUCUUCCUCUCUCAUUGGCAAACCAGAUAGGUUUAGGCUCGUCCAUGACGUGUGCCGAUGGCUUGCCGCCUAAAGACAGUCAUACACACUUAAUGAUUGUCAACGAGAAUGAUAACACGCUCAUUGUAUGCAACAGCGUCGAUUAUGGCGCUUGCAAUUUGCAUGAUUCUACAGAUAUUUCUCGUAUUGCAAUCAACAGCAGCGAGAUCGUGAAAAGAGCAAACUCUAGUAUUCCUAUUCCGCAGUUGGCAUUUUGGGCUCUACUAGCCCCAGUUGUUGUUUCAAUCUCCGACAAAGCUUCCAGUUCCGCAGUCAUUACAACGAAUCGUCGUGGAGAAUCUUUAUUAGUUGUAGCAACUCGUCGCCCUGCUCUCAUGGGCCAACUAGCCUUACCGCUUCUAACUGUGAGAAACUUAGGCAAAAAUGAACCACUCAAACCGUUAGGCAAGCUUGAUUUACCUGCGUGGAGAACGGCAUCCGGUGAAUAUUACUACCCGAGACAGUCGUUUAGUACUUUUUCGUAUGUAUACUUCACGUCAAUCCAGCAAACAUUUCCACUUAGAGACUCGCACAAGACCGUCAUAUCGCGUGUCUGUGUGGACGACAACGGAAUAGCGAAUAAACCUAUCUAUGCUAUUAGCUCACUGAAGUCAUACAUGGAAGCGGACAUUGCUUGUCGGUCUCCAAAUGGAACAAUGUUUAAGUAUCUUACAGCACAAAGCAUCACGUACCCUGGAGCGUCGCUGAGAAUGAUACUCAACUUGUCACAAUCGGACGGUAUGCUCAUCGCCGCGUUUGCUCAAGAAUUCGAUUAUAUCAGGGAUGAGGAGAGAGGACCAUCUGUUGUUUGUAUGUUUCUGUUGAAUGAAAUGGAGCAGCAAUUUAGAGUAGAUGAGAAUCGUUGUCGAGCUGGAAACGGAACGAUGGAAUUAACACGUGAAAGAACCUCUUUCCCCUGCUCAACAGUUGCACCACACUGGAGCAGCUCCAGUUGUUCUCCAGACGCGGGAUUGUAUUAUUAUGACGAAGUGAGACAACCAAUAGAGUCCGAACCCUUGUGGUACUUGCCUUCUUCUGUUGUCACAUCGACUGUCAGUACUGUCGUGGGUAAGAAAACAAUUUUGUUUGUUGGAACGGACAAAGGACGUAUUGUAAAGUUAUCGAUUGAUGACAGGGUUUCUGCAAGUUUUAUGGAAGAGAUACCUUUGGCUUUGCAUUUCGUUUCAAAGAUCUUGUCAAAUGGAUUGAUUCUCACCAACGACUCUCAUAUUUAUGCUUUGUCUGACACAAAGCCGUGGAUUUGUAUAUUGUGCGUCAGUCUUUUCUAUCUGGUUACUGUGUUUCUCUAUUGUCAAAGUGGAGGCUGA
Molecule: messenger RNA, 1584 nt
Organism: Corticium candelabrum
Lineage: Eukaryota; Metazoa; Porifera; Homoscleromorpha; Homosclerophorida; Plakinidae
Product: plexin-A4-like
Exons: 4
Coding region: 1-1584 (527 amino acids)
Biological process (GO): regulation of cell migration; semaphorin-plexin signaling pathway involved in axon guidance
Cellular component (GO): plasma membrane; semaphorin receptor complex
Molecular function (GO): semaphorin receptor activity; protein binding
Source: RefSeq, a predicted model, not a curated record